Carassius carassius (crucian carp) is the source of this 1856-nucleotide messenger RNA. RefSeq names its product aromatic-L-amino-acid decarboxylase-like. Lineage: Eukaryota; Metazoa; Chordata; Actinopteri; Cypriniformes; Cyprinidae. The transcript has 14 exons. Bases 341 to 1783 code for a protein of 480 amino acids. Gene Ontology annotation, biological process: serotonin biosynthetic process; catecholamine metabolic process; amino acid metabolic process. Gene Ontology annotation, molecular function: pyridoxal phosphate binding; aromatic-L-amino-acid decarboxylase activity. The record is from RefSeq and is a predicted model, not a curated record.
UCAUUCCUGCAAAGAGCAACUUGGGAGUAGUGUCUAGUAUAUGCUGUGCAGCUGAGGAAUAGAAGUACUAAAGAAUAUAUGCUCGAAAUACAACCGCAUAGUGUUUGAAGACUAUAGAGCCGUCCUCGGGCUGAGGUAAAAGUGUACAGCUGAGAAGGGCAGUGAGAGUGUAUGAUGCUAAAGAUCUGUGUGCUCAUGUGUGAUUGAGGUAGUGAUAGUAACUUCUUGACUGGACACUGUCACCAUACUACAGGGAUGUAUUAGAUUAUAAUGUAAGUGUUCAAGGAAUUCAGGGAAUUAGCUCGAGAUACUGUAGUUCUUUGGAUUGAAUUUCAAAAACAUGGAUGCUGCAGAGUUCCGGAGACGUGGAAAGGAGAUGGUGGACUAUGUGGCCGAUUAUUUAGAGAACAUUGAGAAGAGGCAGGUUUACCCUGAUGUGGAACCUGGAUAUCUCAGGUCGUUGAUUCCUGAGGAGGCCCCGGAGGAGGCUGAAAGCUAUGAGGAUGUGAUCAAAGACAUAGAGAGGGUGAUCAUGCCAGGGGUGACACACUGGCACAGCCCGUACUUCUAUGCAUACUUUCCUACUGCCAACUCUUUUCCUGCAAUGCUGGCAGAUAUGCUGAGUGGGGCCAUUGGCUGCAUUGGAUUCUCUUGGGCAGCAAGUCCUUCCUGUACAGAGUUGGAAACAGUGAUGAUGGACUGGUUGGGAAAGAUGCUGAAGCUUCCAGCAGAUUUUCUUGCUGGUACAGAGGGCAGAGGGGGAGGGGUCAUCCAGGGCACUGCCAGUGAAGCGUCUCUCAUAGCUCUUCUUGCUGCUCGUUCCAAAAUCAUCAAACUGAUUCAGGCUGACCAUCCUGAACGAUCUGAGACAGACAUUAUUUCCAAACUAGUAGCCUACUCAUCUGAUCAGGCACACUCAUCGGUGGAGAGGGCAGGCUUGAUAGCUGGAGUAAGGAUGAAGAAAAUUCCCACCGACAACAAGUUUUCUGUGCGAGGAGAUGCACUGCAGAAUGUUCUAGAAGAGGACAGAGCCGCAGGACUCAUACCAUUUUUUUUCUGUGCAACAUUGGGAACAACUCCAUCCUGUGCAUUCGACUGCGUCACUGAGCUCGGCCCUAUAUGUAAUGCAGAGGAAAUCUGGAUGCACAUUGAUGCUGCAUAUGCUGGAAGUGCAUUUAUCUGUCCAGAGUUCAGACCCCUGCUGAAUGGCGUAGAGUUUGCAGACUCUUUCAAUUUCAAUCCUCAUAAAUGGCUCCUGGUCAACUUUGACUGCUCAGCAAUGUGGGUGAAGAAAAGAUCAGACAUCAUUGGCGCAUUUAAAAUUGAGCCGCUUUACCUGAAGCAUGAUCACCAAGAGUCAGGACUUGUGACUGAUUAUAGACACUGGCAGAUCCCAUUGGGUCGUAGGUUCCGCUCUCUCAAGAUGUGGUUUGUUUUCCGCAUGUACGGACUCAAAGGUCUCCAAGCCUACAUCCGCAAGCAUGUAGGGCUGGCCAAAGAGUUUGAGUCUUUGGUGAGAGCUGAUCAACGCUUCGAGAUCUCAGCUGAUGUUGUGUUGGGCCUUGUCUGCUUUAGACUCAAGGGCUCCAAUGAAUUAAAUGAAACUCUAUUGAAGAGGAUCAACAAUGCACGCAAGAUCCAUCUGGUACCGUGCCAACUGGUAGGCAAGUUUGUUCUGCGGUUUGCUGUGUGUGCUCGUACUACUGAGUCACGGCAUAUUCAGGAGGCCUGGUAUCACAUUAGCCACCUGGCAUCAGAGCUACUUCAAGAACCGCCACACUGACCACUGUGGUGGACAUCACGUGUUAAGUCAAAUGGGUGAUCUGUACCACAUCUGCUGUCCACACUGUCUUACU